AUGGCGUCGCAACCGCAGGAUCCCGCGAACCCGGACAAGAAGAAGAGGCCCAGCGCUCUGCGGUCAAUUCUGGCGGGCUCGACUGCUGGGGCCAUCGAGAUUGCCAUUACAUAUCCUGCGGAAUUCGCCAAGACCAGAUCGCAGCUGAAUAGGCGGUUGGCCGAGGGCCAGAAAUUGCCCUGGCCGCCGUUUGGAAAGCAAUGGUACGCAGGAUGCACCACGCUCAUCAUUGGCAACUCGGCCAAGGCUGGCAUCCGCUUCGUCGCAUUCGACCAGUACAAGAGGAUGCUUGCCGACGCUGAUGGAAAGCUGUCUGGCCCGCGAACCGUCCUCGCCGGCUUUGGAGCUGGUGUCACAGAAUCACUGCUGGCCGUGACGCCGACGGAGAGCAUCAAGACGACCCUCAUCGACGACAAAAAGUCCCCCAAACCCCGGAUGCGCGGGUUCCUGCAUGCCGUGCCCAUCAUUGCGCGCGAACGCGGCAUCCGCGGCUUCUUCCAGGGCUUCGUGCCGACGACGGCGCGCCAGGCGGCCAACAGCGCCACCCGCUUCGGCUCGUACACCUUUCUCAAGCAAAUGGCCGAGUCGUACACGGCGCCUGGGGAGAAGCUCGGCGCCGUGGGCACCUUUGCCAUGGGCGGGCUCGCCGGGCUGGUGACGGUGUUUGUCACGCAGCCCCUGGACACCAUCAAGACGCGGAUGCAGAGCAUCGAGGCUCGCCAGCAGUAUGGAAACACGUUCCGCUGUGCGACCAUGAUCUUCAAGCAGGAGGGCGUGUUGACCUUUUGGAGCGGUGCCUUGCCUCGGCUGGCGAGGUUGGUCUUGAGUGGCGGCAUUGUGUUUACCAUGUACGAGAAGAGUAUGGAGCUGUUCGACAGGCUGGAUCCGGAAAUGAAGUAUAUCUGA
Messenger RNA from Metarhizium brunneum ARSEF 3297, 906 nucleotides. RefSeq names its product Tricarboxylate transporter FUM11 (gene FUM11). Gene Ontology annotation, cellular component: mitochondrion. The record is from RefSeq and is a predicted model, not a curated record. NCBI's taxonomy places the organism in Eukaryota, Fungi, Ascomycota, Sordariomycetes, Hypocreales, Clavicipitaceae. Gene Ontology annotation, molecular function: citrate secondary active transmembrane transporter activity. Gene Ontology annotation, biological process: mitochondrial citrate transmembrane transport.